This is a messenger RNA of Paramecium octaurelia, 3054 nucleotides long. The record is from the annotation of a GenBank genome assembly. Lineage: Eukaryota; Ciliophora; Oligohymenophorea; Peniculida; Parameciidae.
AUGAAUUAGCAGGAGUAUACAAAUAUGAUUGUUAUGGCCUUCUAAGCUAAAGACAGUUAAACAAGAAGUAAAGCAGAGGAGUUAUUGAUUCAAACCUGCCAGAAUGAUAUUGGAUCUAUAGACAUUUUAUGUGAAUUAUCAUCUUAAUAAAAUGAUUUACUUUUGGGGGAAUAAGCUGCAAUUACAAUAAAAACUGCUAUUAAAAAAUUCAUAGCCAAUACCAGUAAGGCCAUAUUAAAUUAUAAUUUAGAACCAUAUGCUGCUGAACUGAGAUUACAUCAUGUUGAUCUCUUUGUUCAAAUGUUCACUAAAUAGAUCCCAAAUAAAAUCAAAGACAUUGUCCAAUAAGCUCUAUAGUAACUAGUUUGUUAUGAUAAAUGUAAAUAGAUUUAUAAUAUUCAACUUUAGAAAAUCACUUCAAAACUCGUCUUAAGUAGCAUGUCAUCUAAUCUAUUGAAACUAAGCUCGAAAAUAUGGUAGUGUCAGCAUGCUUCAUAGCUGAAACCUUGCAAUUGGAUAACCAAUUUGAAUGGUUCUAAUCGAUAAUCAAAAUAGGUAAAAUAAUAGAUGGUUUUUCUCAAUCAACUAAAAUACUCUGGGCCAAAGUCCUCUUUAGUCAAUUGGAUCGACAUCUUACAACAAAUUAGAUGAGGAGUGUCCCAGACCCAAUUCAAUAAUACUUCUUAUUCAAUGAGGAACUGUGUUAAGUCCUCAUUCUCAAAAUCCAACAACUAACAUUUGUAGGUGAUGAUUUAGAAUAUUGUCAAUUGAUUGUGGCUUCAUAAAGAUUGAUUUAUGGCUCUAUCUUUACAUUUUAUAAGGAAGCCAUUGCAAACAAGUGUCCCUUCUAAGAAAUAUUAUGCGUCAUCUGUGACACCUACAUCUAAAGUCUUGUAGCAUUUACUAUGCAACCUAGUUUCUCUUACGAAAACCUCAAUCAAAAUCAAUAAAAAUUAAUCAACGAAAUCAUUAAAAUUUUGGCAAUUACAUGCAAAAGUGUUUCAGUCUAUCACAUCUUUGCUGAAUAUAGAAUGGCUAUUUUCGUUGACAUUAUUGUACCAUUCUUUUCGUCAACCUAUAAAGAAGUUAAUGAUCUCAAUGAAGAUCCCAAUGAAUUUGUACAAUUAACUUAAGAUCUAUUAGAUGAAUAGAAAUCAGAUAUCAUCAAGUCAUCAGUAGCUUAAUUAAUUAUAGCCUAUUGUUAACACAUAGAUGGAUCCAUAUCCUUUUUUACUUCUUUCACAACACUAACUGCUUCGUAUUGCAUUUAAAAACUUAAGAAUACUGAAAUAAGUCAAUAAUUGGGAUUGAUCAUGGAAUUCAGGGAACAUUACUUUUUGAAAUCAAUGAAUGUUAAUAUUUUAUUAGAGACUUCAUUAUUAAUCCUAUCAAUUUUAAGCAAUUUUCUCAUUUCAAGAAAUGAGGUUGGAUUACUUUUCAAAUCAUUUAUUGGUGAAUAUAACGAUUACCUAAUUAAUUAUUCAAUACGUACAUACAUAAUGUAUACUUUUAGCACUCGUUAAGGCUAGACUCUGUACCUUUAUUGGGGCCUUUUGCAAAACAAUUCUAAAUGAGAAAGAUGAACUCUCUUAUUAGCUACUUAAUUUUUUGAUGAAUUAGAUCAAAUCUUCGUAAACUGAAUUAUAUGCUAAUUGCUAUUGUGCAAUAGAAGCCAUCAAAAAUAUCAUUGAAGAACCCAACCUAGAAAAACUGUUGGAACCAAAUAUAGGAUAGAUUUUACUCGUACUAUGUUAAUCUUUAAUAUAAAGUGAUUUUGAGGAUCAUUUUGACACAAUUAAACAAAUUUUCAAGUAUGUAUUAUGAUUGCAUUCAGCUAGAACAUUUUCAUUAGAACCUACUGUGUUAGACUAAGCAUUAAGUUUUAUAGUCUUGAAAAUAUAAUAAGAGUAGUAACUUGUAGAAUAAGGAUAAACUGAGAGAUAGAUUUGUAUCAAUUAAACUUGGAACAUACUUAAAGCUCUACCUGAAAUUGAGAAUAUCAUUCCUAUCCAUUUUACUCUUUUGGAAAAAAGGGUUUCUGUGUUAUAUAAAUAUAUCAUAAGUAAUUAAUAAUUAUAACUAUUUUAGAUCCAAAUAUCAUCGAUUUUGAUGAGGAUAUUGUCUACUUCAUUUCUUAGUUAAUUUGUAAAACUAAGUUUAUUAGUGAUUUUCAAGCUGAAAUGUUCUUUUAAUGUAAAAAAGUAAUUGAAAAAUAAAGAUUCACACUCGGAUAACUAUUUGAGCUCUUUAAUUAUUAUAUUUAUUAUGGAAAAUCUUUAUUUUCAAAUCUCAACGCUCAGGAAUUUGUAUUCAUCUUAUAUCUUAAUUUAGUUAAUAUAAAUGCUGGAAACUGUGUUUAACAAUCCAUAAAUAGGUGAAUCCUCUUAAGGCGAAGCUAUUUUGCUUCUUCAUCUAUUACUUUAGGAAUAUCAAUUAAAUAAAGAGGUUUUAAUCUACAUUUAUACAAAAAUCCUACAAAGAUCCUAAUUGCUAGUAAAAAACGAUUUUUUGAGAGCUCGACUAAUGGGAAUAUACAUUUCAGGGUUUAUUAAAAAUUGUGCCUUAACCUUAGAGUGGGUAGAAUAACAAUAGGGAUUCAUUUAUGAUCAUAUUAUUGAUUCAAGUAAGUACUGCUUACCUGAUUAUGACUGCCAGCUCUAUGUGUUUGGAUUUUGUUAACUAUUGCUUUAAAAUCCUCGAUACUUAAAUUUAGCUUUGCUUCAAAAUUUAGUUGGAGUCUUGAAAAAUUAAUACAAUAACGACUUAAAGAAGGCCAAAGAUGAUAAAGAUGACAGUGAAGAUAUGUUUGUAUUUAAUGAUGAACUGGAGGAUGCAAAAAUAAUAAUGGAAACCUUUUAAUCAAAUAUAACAAAACACAACGAAUUUGAAUAGUUCCAUUUAACUUAUUAACACCUAAGAAAGACCAUCAAUAUACCAGAAUUAAUAUCUAAUGAUUCUAUUUUGAAAAAAGAUCUUGAUGAUAUGCUAAAAAUCAAUAAAUUUAAUUCAGAAGCUAGAAUAAUUUUAAAAUUGAAAAAAAGAAAAGAAACUUGA